Messenger RNA from Hypomesus transpacificus, 2512 nucleotides. It is a transcript of the gene trpv6, whose product is annotated as transient receptor potential cation channel, subfamily V, member 6. The transcript is spliced from 17 exons. Gene Ontology annotation, biological process: calcium ion import across plasma membrane. Gene Ontology annotation, molecular function: calcium channel activity; protein binding. Gene Ontology annotation, cellular component: membrane. Lineage: Eukaryota; Metazoa; Chordata; Actinopteri; Osmeriformes; Osmeridae. The record is from RefSeq and is a predicted model, not a curated record. Bases 148 to 2319 code for a protein of 723 amino acids.
GACUGCUGCAUGACACAAUGCUCCCCAAACAAGUGAUGCCAGUGAAACAUUUCAAAACAUGCGUUUGAGUGUUGCCAGGGAUUGAGGACUAACCUUUCUCUUCUGUAAAAAUAUAUAAGGACAUCGCAGUCAAGCCAAUCACAGAAGAUGGCACCCCGUUUUGCCAUUUCCGCCCCAGGGGAACUCAACCAUUGGUGGAGCCAGCUGAGGUUUCGCCUACAGAAUAAAAAAGGGUGGAUUGAGAUGCUGGAUGAAACCUUCUUGCUUCAGAGCAGACAGAUAAAAGACAUUCCUCUCUUCGAUGCGGCUAAGGAGAAUGAUGUGGGCUGUAUCAAGAAGCUUCUAAGCUGUGCUUCCACCAAUAUCUUUGAGAGAGGUGCCCUGGGGGAAACAGCCCUGCAUGUGUCAGUAAUGGCAGAAAAUGUGGAGGCUGCGAUAUGUCUGAUGGAGGCAGCUCCUGAACUCAUCAACGAGCCCAUGACCUCUGAUCUCUUCCAUGGUUUGACUCCUCUACACAUCGCUGUCAUGAAUCAGAAUCUCAACCUGGUCCGUGACAUGAUUGCCAGAGGGGCUGAAGUCUCCACUCAGAGGGUCACAGGAACAUAUUUCAGGAAAAGGAGAGGAGGCCUCCUCUACUACGGCGAGCACGUGUUGUCCUUCGCAGCGUGCGUGGCCAACUUGGACAUCAUGACAAUGCUGAUCAGCGCAGGAGCUAACACGAGGGCCCAAGACUCCCGAGGCAACACCAUCCUCCAUAUCCUGGUCUUACAGCCGACUAAGACGAUAGCAUGCCAGGCAGUGGACCUGCUCUUGACCCAUGAUGGUGAACUGGACCAGCCUGUGCCUCUGGACAUGGUGCCCAACUACCGUGGCAUCACGCCCUUCAAACUGGCAGCCAAGAAGGGCAACAUUGCAUUCUUCCAGCACCUGGUCAACAGGAGGCGAGUGGUCCAGUGGAGUCUAGGGCCCCUGACCUCAAGCAUCUAUGACCUGACAGAGAUCGACUCCUGGGCAGACCACUACUCCGUACUGGAACUCAUCGUGGGAAGCCAGAUAAGAGAGGCCAGGGCGAUACUAGAGAUGACUCCCAUUAGGCAGCUAGUUAGUCUCAAGUGGAACCUCUAUGGAAAACACUACUUUAGGUUUUUGCUGAUGAUCUAUCUCCUCUACAUCUCAACAUUCACACUGUGCUGCAUGUAUCGCCCUCUAAAGGACGCUCCGGAGAACUACACCACUUCUAAUGAAGACAAUACCAUUGCGGUUCAGAAAACCCUCAAGGAAAGCUAUGUGACCUAUGAGGACAGGCUCCGCCUGGUGGGAGAGAUAAUCAGUAUCCUGGGGGCCAUGGCUAUUCUGCUCCUGGAGAUUCCAGAUAUCCUGAGAGUCGGGGCCAAGCGGUACUUUGGACAGACAGCUCUUGGGGGCCCCUUCCAUGUCAUCCUCAUCAGCUACGCCAGCUUGGUGGUGUUGCUGUGUGUGUUCAGGACCAGUGGUCUGGAGGGGGAGGGCGUGCUGAUGGCCGUAUGCCUGGUGCUUGGCUGGAGCAACAUCAUGUUCUUCGCUCGCGGCUUCCAGAUGCUCGGUCCGUACGUCAUCAUGAUACAGAAGAUCAUAUUUGGAGACCUGACCAAGUUUAUGUGGCUGAUAUUUAUCGUCCUGAUAGGCUAUUCCACCGCAAUGUGGAUGGUGUACAUGACCCAGCAUCCAGGCUCCCUACCCGCCUACAAGUCCUUCCCCAUCACCCUGUUCUCCCUGUUUGAGCUCAGCGUGGGCCUGAUCGACCUGCCAGUGGACCACACCAUCUACACGCCCCCUAUCGUCCAUGUGCUGCACUGCACCUUCUCUGUGGUCUCCUACAUCCUACUGCUCAACCUGCUCAUUGCCAUGAUGAGUGACACUCACUGGAGGGUGGCCCAGGAGAGAGAUGAGCUCUGGAGGACUCAGGUGGUGGCCACUAUCUUGAUGCUGGAGAGACGUCUUCCCCGCUUCCUGUGGCCUCGGCUGGGGGUGUGCGGGUCUCCCUAUGGCCUGGAGGAGCGGUGGUACCUGCGGGUCGAAGAUCGAAACAACCCGUUGGUUCAGAAGAUGCGUCGCUACAUGAGCGCGUUCUCCAAGGACGACGAAGCCAGUAAAGAGGAGGCGGCUAAGGAGGCCGACAAGGCCAAAGAAACAAGCAGAGCAGUCAGACCACCCAAGUUCAGAGGCAUCCUCAGUCCGAACAGAAGGUUAACCGGCUGGGAGAUCAUCCGGAACAGUGCUUUGGGUUUGGAGCCAGACCCAGAGGAACCUGAAGAGGAGCAGGAAGUCAAGUAUCUUUGAGAAAAGGUUAACUGUAUAUUGGAAAUAUAUACAUGUGGUGCAAUCAUUUCAUGCAGUAUUAUGUAGCAAGAGAUUAUAUUUCAGUAAAUGUAGCUGAGACUGAGAGUGUGAAUAUAGUAAUGAUGAGAUACUAACAAGGACUAUGACUUGUAUGAUUUCAAGUAAGAACUUUAACAAAAUAAAGUAGUAAAUC